This is a messenger RNA of Spirodela intermedia, 1494 nucleotides long. The record is from the annotation of a GenBank genome assembly. NCBI's taxonomy places the organism in Eukaryota, Viridiplantae, Streptophyta, Magnoliopsida, Alismatales, Araceae.
AUGGAGAGCUUGAUUGGGGAGUCCACGGCGGAGAGCUCCGAGCUUAUCGGGGAUACGUGGCCCGCUGAUGCAGGACACGAGUUCGCCCCGCUCUUUGGGGACGCUUUUCCCUCAUGCUCUUCUUCACCGGAUGAUCUCAAUCGAGUAUUCUUCUCUGAGCCGCAGAAGAACCCUAGCACUAUUGCUCACCACACAGUGACUUCCCCUCCCCUGCCUCAUCAGAUCCAAGCUCAGGGAUGGACGCCGACCCCCCCUCCACCGCCACCUCCUCCAAGAGAAGCAAGCGCGCCCUCGGCAAAGAAGCACCCGCCGCCGCCGCCGCCGCCGCCGCCGACCGGUAAAACCGAUUCUCCGACCGCACCGUUGCUCCAGUCGCUAUUUGAUUGCGCCCGCCUCGUCGACUCUGAUCCAGAUCUGGCUGCGAAAUCCCUAGUCCAGAUCAGGGCAUCGUCAUCCGAUUUCGGCGACCCUAUGGAGCGACUCGCUUUCUACUUUUCUAAAGCUCUGUACUCCCGCCUUUCUCUGGAGAACCUGCAAUCCCAUUCUUCCCCAUCUCGUUCCCAUUCGAGCUUCGAUUCGUCUCCCGAGGAGUUCAUUCUUUCCUACAAGGCUCUGAACGACGCCUGCCCCUACUCCAAGUUCGCCCACCUGACGGCGAAUCAGGCAAUCCUCGAGAGCACUGAGGCGGCGGCGCGGAUACACAUCAUCGACUUCGGCAUCGUCCAGGGCGUCCAAUGGGCGGCUCUCCUGCAAGCACUCGCUACCCGUUCUUCCGGGAAACCGGCGAAGAUCCGCAUCUCUGGCAUUCCCGCACCUGCUCUGGGGGAUUGUCCUGCGGCGGCGCUCGCCGCAACGGGGAACCGCCUCCGCGACUUCGCGGCGCUGCUGGACCUGGAUUUCGAGUUCGACCCGGUCCUCACGCCCAUCCAGGAUCUCACCCUCUCCAGCUUCCGCUUGGCGGCCGACGAGGCGGUCGCCGUGAACUUCAUGCUGCAGCUGUACAACCUCCUGGGAGAGACCUCCGAGGCGGUGGAUCGGAUCCUGCGGAUCGCCAAGGCCAUCCAGCCAACGGUGGUGACGCUGGGCGAGUACGAGGUCAGCCUGAACCAGGUCGACUUCCUGCAACGGUUCAGCAACGCGUUGAGCUACUACGCCGCCGUGUUCGAGUCCCUGGAGCCGGCGAUGGGGCGCGACUCGUCGGAGCGGCUGCGGGUGGAGCGGCUCCUCUUCGGCCGCCGCAUCAUGGCCGCCGCCGGGCCGUGGGAGGGCAGAGAGAGGCGUGCCCGGAUGGAGGAGAGAGUCCAGUGGAGGGCUCGCAUGGAAGGCUCCGGCUUCGAAUCGGUGGCGCUGAGUCACUACGCCGUGAGCCAAGCGGGGAUUUUGCUCUGGAACUACAACUACAGCGAGAGGUACUCUCUGGUCGACUCGGAGCCGGGGUUCCUCUCCCUGGCGUGGUGCGGCCGGCCCCUCCUCUCCGUCUCCGCCUGGCGGUGA